CGCGCUUCGUCAUCCUGCUUUUCCGCUUUUCCGAAUCGAAAAUGCGUGCCAAACUGCAUGAAAAGGAAAACUUGGUCAGUUGAGGUCUCAGUUCGGGUCGGGUUUGCACUUCAACAGCACUGCGGAAGCGGAGAAAACUCGUCGCCAGAGCGGACGGGCCAAACAAUAAGCCAGCGUAGUAAUAUCGACUUCACACCGCCCUCGAUAUAUAUAUUAUAUAUAUGAUAUUCGCCAGAAAACGGUAUCGGAAUGAAAUCCAAAAGUGCCAACCCAUUGAGGGGCUAAUCCAAUGCGUUGGAAAAUGAUUGAAAAUCGCGUGGAAAAUGCAGUGUGCGAAUUGAAAUGUGUAUUUGUGUUUUGAAUUUUUAACGCUCAACCCAAGUGUUUCCAUUUUUUGCAGUGAGUGAGUGAGCGAGCCACAGCCAGCGGCAAUUGCACAUAAGUUGCAACAAGCGAAGUAACAACUACAACAAGAGCAAAAACAACGUAACAAAAUAGGUAAAACAGUAUAAACAACACAGCAUUGUAAGCUGGCUGCAAGGCGUUGCCAGAUUGUUGGCCAACAGCAACAGCAACAAGCACACUAACAACGGCUACAGCAGUACUACAACAACGACAACCACAACAAUUGCCCAAAGGGCCAAAUGAACGUUGUCGGCUAGUCCGUCUGUCGCCCGCUUGGUGGCGCUAGCUAGCUGGCUGAGCAGCAACAACACUGCGUGGAAAUCCUGUCGCUAAUUAGCGGUCUGGCGACGUGUGUGCCCAUGCAGACACAAGGCGAUAGUGGAUUCCAUUGAAGUGGCUGCCGGGUUAAAUUUGUUGUCGUAACAUGGGCUGCGUCUUUGAAGCGGCCAAAGAGCAGCCCCACAAACCGAGAAGCAGGCAACUGAGGCGCAACCAAUGCCGUGGAAAAGCGGAAAAGGCAGCCGCAGGGACCAGAGGCAAGGUCUCUGUCAGAGGAAACAACGACAAGCCAGCUGAGGACAUCAGAAUCAAGGAUAACCAUCAACAAAACCAUAAAACGCAAACCGAAACACAAACAGAAGUAGCAGUAGCAGUAGCAAUAGACGCAGGAGCAGAAACAGAAACUGAAACGGAGGCUGAGGCCCAGAGAGAAGCAGCAACCGGGCCCGAACAUCUAAAAGCGGCGGCUCAAGUGCUUUUAACGAUACGGCAGGCACGUCAGGAGAACAACAAGCACAGUAGUCAAGUGGCUGAAACGCACAAGGACGAAGGCGAGGACGCGUUGGCGCGGCAAGGAUCCAUUGUCGAUACAGCGGCGGCGGCGGGCAGAAUCGGAAUCGAUAUUGCGGCAGCAACGAUUCAAAUCGCCGAGCGGCAUGAGGAUGGGCAGCAUUGGCAGCAACACAAUGUCCGCCGGCGGAGGCGCCAGCCAGAUCCUGCAGUGGAUCCUGCGAGCAACUCCAAAAUUUCGGCCAUAUCCCUGCAUUUUCACGCCCUCGCCGCCCUAGCGAAAACGCUGCAGAAGCACGAGGACCUCAGUCCUGUCCAGCAUCGCCAGCCCCAAGCGUACCGGGCGUGGCAAGGACAUCCCUAUCCCGAGACCCAACUGCCCGCCACCAUGACAGCGGCCAUCAUUGCGAACGUCGGCGCCACGGCAGCGGCCACCUCGGCGGCAGCCUUCCAGUAUCUCGGCCAGCACUACAAGCACUACAGCCAGUCGAUCAGCUUCUACGCGGCCUCCAGCGUCCUCCUGAUGCUCUGCUAUCUGACCACCGCGUCCACGGCAGCUGCCACGCAGUCGGAGACGGGUGCCCUCGACAAGCAUCCCAUUCAUGGCAUCGAUUGGUCGAAAUUUGAUGAGUCCAGUUCGGAUAAGGAAAUAUUAGAUUUACUGCUCGAGAAGAAGCGCUACGAUAAACGAUUACUGCCGCCUGUAAAUGAUGAAGACUUUUGCUGUGGUUUGCAAUCGCCCGAUAUGGCAACUAAUCAAAAUGCACGGAGACCACACAAUCGCGGCACUCUGACGGUGAACGUGAACGUGCUGCUCCUGAGCUUAGCAUCGCCCGAUGAAAGCAGUUUGAAAUACGAGGUUGAAUUUCUGCUGAACCAGCAAUGGAACGAUCCGCGACUGCAAUAUGGCAAUAAGUCUCAUUAUGACUUCUUAAAUGCUCUGCAUCAUCAUGAUAGCAUCUGGACGCCGGAUACGUAUUUCAUUAUGCAUGGCGAUUUCAAGGAUCCCAUCAUACCAAUGCAUUUCGCUUUAAGAAUAUUUCGGAACGGGACCAUUACGUACGCAAUGAGACGUCACCUGAUAUUAUCCUGCCAGGGAAGUCUUCAUAUAUUUCCAUUCGAUGACCCCAAGUGUUCCUUCUCCAUGGAGAGCAUUUCCUACGAGGAGGCCCAAAUCAAGUACGUCUGGAAAAACGACGAGGACACCCUGCGGAAGAGUCCUUCGCUGACCACAUUGAACGCGUACUUAAUCAAGAAUCAAACGACGGCCUGCGAUCAGAACAGCUGGAGAGGUAAUUACAGUUGCCUACAGGUCGAGUUGACAUUUACCCGUGAUCGUGCGUAUUAUUUUACAACCGUUUUCAUACCUGGCAUUAUAUUGGUCACCUCGUCGUUUAUCACAUUUUGGCUGGAAUGGAAUGCAGUCCCAGCCCGUGUUAUGAUCGGCGUGACAACAAUGCUGAAUUUCUUCACUACCUCGAACGGUUUCCGGAGCACUCUGCCGGUUGUUUCUAAUUUGACGGCGAUGAACGUGUGGGACGGCGUGUGUAUGUGCUUCAUUUACGCCUCCUUGCUGGAAUUCGUCUGCGUCAAUUAUGUGGGGCGAAAGCGACCCCUGCACAACGUCGUCUAUCGGCCUGGCGAGAAUCCCGUAACACAGCGUCUUCCAGCAGUACUAAGCAGGAUCGGAGUAAUUCUUGCAAGUCCUUUGGCAAGCGCCGCUGCCACGCCGGCUAUGUCGAUGAUGGGCGGUGCCACGCCCAUGUCCAGUGGCACUCCGGCCGCCUCCUCCUCGGUGGCGACGCCUGGAACCCCAAGGACCACCGAUCCGGAAGAGUUCUUCGGCGGCGGUAUGCGCUGGCAGGAGGCCCAUGGCGGAAUCAUUGGAGCUGCUGUCCAGAAUUUGAGGGCACGUUCGAUAAAACGGAAGGCGGCCAGAAGUCCAUCCACUUCCACAUCGCCCCAUCCCAGUGGACGACCCACUGAGCAUAUCUACGAAGAGCCCGGUGGAUCCACAGCCGGCGUUACAAGUACCAAAGUCAAGUUCAAGGACGAGUUAAGGGAGGAGCAACCGGAGGAGCCGGAGUCCAGCACCAAACUACGCCGAUCGGUGGCCACCAGUACACCGGCUUUGGUUGUAAGGAUCGAGGCCGAAACCGAUCUGGAGGCGGAAGCCCAGCCCAAACAGGAUAUGGAAAUGACAGAACGUCAGUUGUCCUUGCCGCUGAAGCCACCGCGCAGGAAGGCCUCACGCUCCAAUUCACCAGCCUCGGUUUACAGCGAUGCAUUCGAGAAUGUGGAAACUACAGGCGAAAAGCGUCAAAACGCCGGGGCCCCGAACGAAAUCGUGGCAUGCACCACCUGCGGCGGCAGCAACAGUCCGUGCACCCAUUCGGCGAACAAUGGAUGUGCCACGGAGACCUGCUUCGUUCAAGUGCGGAAAAAAGAGCCACCGCAUCCGAUUCGAGUGGCCAAGACGAUCGAUGUCAUCGCUAGAAUUACAUUUCCAACUGCUUAUGCCAUUUUUCUGAUAUUCUUCUUUGUACACUAUAAAGGAUUUUCGUAAAAUUAAGCAAACACACUACAAGCAAAGCAUAAACAUACAUAUAUAGAUACUUGAACACGCUAAAUUGCCGAAGCAAAGCCAGAAAACCCGUAAAGUAAUUUGUAGAGAAACAUGCAGACCGACAUGGAAACUCGUUUGCUAAAUUCUAGGGCCUUGCAAAGUCAUCUAAUUUUAAUGGAACAAAGGGAAACACAAAGUACAUCUAAUUAUUCAUUAACGAUUUUUUAAAUGGCAACAACAUGACAAAACCAGUGAUAAAAACGUCAAAAUGAAAACAUUAGUUUAAACUGAGUUGUUAAUGGGG
Drosophila teissieri is the source of this 4064-nucleotide messenger RNA. RefSeq names its product glutamate-gated chloride channel (gene pHCl-1). Gene Ontology annotation, cellular component: neuron projection; membrane; synapse. The coding region runs from base 830 to 3760 and encodes 976 amino acids. The record is from RefSeq and is a predicted model, not a curated record. Lineage: Eukaryota; Metazoa; Arthropoda; Insecta; Diptera; Drosophilidae. Gene Ontology annotation, biological process: regulation of membrane potential; nervous system process; chemical synaptic transmission. Gene Ontology annotation, molecular function: chloride channel activity; extracellular ligand-gated monoatomic ion channel activity; transmembrane signaling receptor activity. The transcript is spliced from 17 exons.